GUGCGAGCCACAGAGCAGACCCCCAGCUGAGCUGGGGUGAGUGGGAGCCCUUGGCUCCCUUGGCUUCUGAGUCAAGGCUAAUGCUGUUAUAAACACGUUCCUGUUUUCCCCCACGAUUUUCUAACGACGCGGGUCACUUCCGAUCGGUGGGAGGAAUUAGGGGCUUGCCACUGGGCCGGGAGGAAAAUAACCCCACCCGAUCUGUGGGGCGUGCCUGUCUCCCCCUCCCCCACCUCUGCUUCUGGGUCCAGAGACCCUCAACAUGCACACUGGGGGCCCCCACCCACACCUCGGGGCGCACGCUGGCGGCCAGGCCCUCCAGCCGCCAGCACCCCUCCCCUGCACCCACUAGGACCUGGAGAGCAAGGAGGGCCCCCGGAGGAAGCCUUCCUGAAGCCCAGACUCAGGUGGGAACGACCCUGUUACCACCCCCCAUCCUUCCUCGGAGCGGUGGGGGCGUGGGGUGAGGUUGGUACCCCGUUUCCCCUCCUGGCUUCAUCCCCUGAGCAGGGCUCCCGGGGCGGGGGGCGGGUAGGCCCUUGCCUCAGUUUCCCCACGCUGGCUCGCCACCCCCUUCCUUGUCUGGGUUCCAGACCCUCGCCCCUCCCUUCUUGCCUCCUCUUCCUCCAGCAGAGACAGUGGCGAUGGGUGCUGGCGGCCCCCGGCGGGGCGCGGGUCCCCCGGACGGCGGCUGGGGCUGGGUGGUGCUGGGCGCCUGCUUCGUGGUCACCGGUUUCGCCUACGGCUUCCCCAAGGCCGUGAGCGUCUUCUUCCGCGCGCUCAUGCACGACUUCGGCGCGGGCUACAGCGACACGGCUUGGGUGUCUUCCAUCAUGCUCGCCAUGCUCUACGGCACCGGCCCGGUGUCCAGCAUCCUGGUGACCCGCUUCGGCUGUCGCCCGGUGAUGCUGCUGGGUGGGCUGCUGGCCUCAGCGGGCAUGGUCCUGGCAUCCUUCGCCACGCGCCUGCUGGAGCUCUACCUGACAGCCGGCGCGCUGACAGGCCUGGGCCUGGCCCUCAACUUCCAGCCGUCGCUCAUCAUGCUGGGGCUCUACUUCGAUCAGCGGCGGCCCCUGGCCAACGGGCUGGCGGCGGCGGGCAGCCCCGUGUUCCUGUCGGCGCUCUCGCCGCUCGGCCAGCAGCUGCUCGAGCGCUUCGGCUGGCGCGGCGGCUUCCUGCUGCUGGGCGGCCUCCUGCUGCACUGCUGCGCUUGCGGCGCCGUCAUGCGGCCGCCGCCGGGGCCCGGCCCCCCGCCCCGCACCCGCAGCGCGGGCGAAGCUCCGGAGGAGGCAGACGCGGACCGCAAGGGGCUGAGACUGAGCGAGACGCCCCCUGGCGGCAAGACUCGCCGACGCCUGCUGGACGUGACGGUGUGCGCCGACCGCGCCUUCGCGGUGUACGCCGUCACCAAGUUCCUGAUGGCGCUGGGGCUCUUUGUGCCCGCCAUCCUGUUGGUGAACUACGCCAAGGACGCGGGCGUGCCUGACGCGGACGCCGCUUUCCUGCUCUCCAUCGUGGGCUUCGUGGACAUCGUGGCGCGGCCAGCGUGCGGCGCUCUCGCCGGCCUGGCGCGUCUGCGACCGCACGUCGCCUACCUGUUCAGCCUCGCCCUGCUGGCCAACGGGAUCACGGACCUGAGCAGCGCGCGCGCGCGCUCCUACGGCGCCCUCGUCGCCUUCUGCGUCGCAUUCGGCCUCUCCUACGGCAUGGUGGGCGCGCUGCAGUUCGAGGUGCUCAUGGCCGCGGUGGGCGCCCACCGCUUCCCCAGCGCGCUGGGCCUGGUGCUGCUCAUCGAGGCCGUGGCCGUGCUCAUCGGGCCGCCUUCUGCCGGCCGCCUGGUGGACAUGCUGAAGAACUACGAGAUCAUCUUCUACUUGGCUGGCUCUGAGGUGGUCCUGGCCGGGGUCUUCAUGGCUGUGGCCACCAACUGCUGCCUGCACCGUUCUCGGGACUCCCCGCCCGGCCCAGGCAGCGAGGGCGGGGCCAGCGACAGCGAGGAUGCCGAGGAUGAAGGGGACUCUGAAGCCCUGCCUGCCCAGGAGCCCGGUGGCCUCCAGGCCCUGGAGGUGCUGAGCCCCGCGGCCGAGCCCGCAGAGCCCGAGGUGGAGGAGGGACCAGAGCCAGGGCCGGCGCCCACGUCUGCGUAGCGCAGGGGGGCCGAGGAGGGGUGGCCGUCACUUCAGCCGCAGCGCUUCCCCUCCCAGAGCCCCCGCUGCUCCUAGGGGGUCUGGCACACUGGGGACUGCUCGGGGCAGUCACCCCUGGGGCCAGGUGGGAAGCUGCCCCCCUCAUCUGCCCAGCGGGCCAUGGCUGGGCCCUGUCCCCCCCCGCACCCCGUGAAGCUGCUGCACCCAGACGGUCUGAGCCCUGCAAGACCCAAGGUCAUAAAGCUCAGCUGAAAGACA
Phyllostomus discolor (pale spear-nosed bat) is the source of this 2405-nucleotide messenger RNA. It is a transcript of the gene SLC16A8, whose product is annotated as solute carrier family 16 member 8. The record is from RefSeq and is a predicted model, not a curated record. Gene Ontology annotation, molecular function: monocarboxylic acid transmembrane transporter activity. Gene Ontology annotation, cellular component: membrane. Gene Ontology annotation, biological process: transmembrane transport; monocarboxylic acid transport. Lineage: Eukaryota; Metazoa; Chordata; Mammalia; Chiroptera; Phyllostomidae. Bases 645 to 2147 code for a protein of 500 amino acids. The transcript has 4 exons.